Messenger RNA from Salvia miltiorrhiza (redroot sage), 360 nucleotides. The record is from the annotation of a RefSeq genome assembly. NCBI's taxonomy places the organism in Eukaryota, Viridiplantae, Streptophyta, Magnoliopsida, Lamiales, Lamiaceae.
AUGGGUUUUGCUUUCGAGGCGGAGCUCGUAGGGGUCAUGAUGGCUGUGGAUAUCGCUUUCUCUAAGGGAUGGCAUUCUCUCUGGAUUGAAUCAGAUUCAAUCUAUGUGGUGUCUCUUCUUCGAUCGAGAUCUAUGAUCGUGCCUUGGAACCACCGGAACAGAUGGCUGUACACAUUGCAUCUCAUCCGCCAGAUGAAUAUAGUUGUGACACAUAUCUUUCGGGAAGGAAAUCACGUUGCCGACGCAUUAGCCAAUGCUGCGGGAGAUUUGAAGUGGUGGAACUCUAUGCCCGAUUUCAUCAGUUCGGCAGUCUAUCGAGACAUUGCGGGCGUCUCUUUUUUUCGUUUCAUACACUGUUAG